Molecule: messenger RNA, 721 nt
Organism: Cuscuta campestris
Lineage: Eukaryota; Viridiplantae; Streptophyta; Magnoliopsida; Solanales; Convolvulaceae
Source: the annotation of a GenBank genome assembly
UACAAGAUUUGGUUUGUGGUCCUCCAAUUUUGUCGAGUUUGAUUCCUUGGGAGUUACAAAACUUUAAAACAAACAUGUUGGGCGCUAUGAAAAUGCUCAUUGCCACUCCCCCUUCCCCACCAAAUUUGGUCUCUACAGUAAUUAAGAAAAAUGUUGAAUCUCUUGAUCAAGAAUCCAAGAUGGACUCAAGCCUAGAUUCACUAGUAGGAGAUGAUGAGGACAGUGCACUCGGAGCUAUGAAGGAAGAUGAGAAGGAGUCUAAAGUCAUGGAAAAAGAUGAUAGUGCCACUUUUGUAGAUGUUGUUAAUGUCUACGCACUUAAUCCCACAUCAAGUGAAUUUUUUGUGCCAAUAAAUGUCUCUGCGGGUGUGGUCAUUGCAAAGUUUGAUGUUCCCGAUAUUAUUGACAAUGUGGUAGAUACAGAUAAUAAGCAAGCGGACAACCCCAUUUCAUUUGACAUCAUUAAGUUGUGUGACAUUGCCGAUGUGGUCAAGAUGCUGCACCUAGUUUCAUUGAGCGAACCUACAUGGGGUAUUGGCUUUAUCUCACAGGCCCCUCAGUUUACUCCAAGUUCGAACAUGGUUGAAGAUUCAAGGAAUGGACCGCUCCUUUGGUUUAGCAUUAGCUCUCCAGUUGAGAAGCACGAGUGGGAGCCUCCACCUUGUGGACAAGGUGGUUUUUAAGGGGGUGGGAAUGAUACGAAUAAUUAGUUAGAAUAUUA